AUGGAUGGUGAAUCCUCUCUGGAGAGAUACUUAGAUCAAUGUGAAGUUGAGGAUGUCCUUUCAUCCACACCUAAUAUAUACACCCCUAUGACGGCAUAUGAUGAUCUAAAUGUGCCGCCUAUGCAUGGAACGUCCUAUACGUGUCCUCUUGACCAGUCUAAAGAGCUUUCCACAGACUUUUCAUCUGUAGACCUCAGCUUUCUGCCUGAUGACCUCAAUCAAGACACUGAAGACAGGAGUGAGAUACAUGGACAGCAAUACCCAACUCAGUCUAGAGAGGCAGACAGUGGAAUUUGCCUAAACGAAUCUGGUCUAUCUCAGCCUUGCACCCCAUCAGAAUGCAGAGACAAUUCUCAGGAUGCCUCCGGUUUGUGUCCAAUGCCAAUCACACCUAUGACUCCAAUGACACCAGUGACCCCAGUAGCGGAAAUCUCUGGCAUAGUCCCUCAGUUGCAAAAUAUUGUGUCUACUGUAAAUUUGGCUUGUAAGCUCGAUUUGAAGAAAAUUGCAUUGCAUGCUAGAAAUGCAGAAUAUAAUCCAAAGAGGUUUGCUGCAGUAAUAAUGAGAAUCAGAGAACCGAGAACAACAGCGCUCAUUUUCAGCUCCGGAAAGAUGGUGUGCACAGGGGCAAAAAGUGAAGAACAGUCACGGCUGGCAGCAAGAAAAUAUGCACGGGUCGUACAGAAACUUGGCUUCCCGGCAAAAUUCCUUGACUUCAAAAUCCAGAAUAUGGUGGGGAGCUGUGAUGUGAGGUUCCCAAUCAGGCUUGAGGGCCUGGUAUUAACUCAUCAACAGUUUAGCAGUUAUGAACCAGAACUGUUCCCAGGCCUCAUAUAUAGGAUGGUGAAACCAAGGAUCGUGCUACUUAUAUUUGUCUCUGGAAAAGUCGUAUUGACCGGUGCUAAAGAACGGUCUGAAAUUUACGAAGCUUUCGAAAACAUAUAUCCUAUUCUUAAAGGUUUUAAGAAAACAGCAUAAUUUCCCUCCCUUAAAAAAAAAAAAAGAAAAAGAAAGACUUGGUCUUAUUUUUGUUUUGUAUAUACAUAAA
This is a messenger RNA of Spea bombifrons (plains spadefoot toad), 1048 nucleotides long. RefSeq names its product TATA-box binding protein like 2 (gene TBPL2). Gene Ontology annotation, biological process: DNA-templated transcription initiation. The transcript is spliced from 7 exons. The coding region runs from base 1 to 978 and encodes 325 amino acids. The record is from RefSeq and is a predicted model, not a curated record. Gene Ontology annotation, molecular function: DNA binding; RNA polymerase II general transcription initiation factor activity. NCBI's taxonomy places the organism in Eukaryota, Metazoa, Chordata, Amphibia, Anura, Pelobatidae.